GGGAGUGGCCGGGGGAGGCCGGCGGGGCUGGGGCUGGGGCUGCCAUGGGGCGCCGCGCUGCCUGACCGCCCCGGGCGCUGCCUUCCUCCCUCCUCCCUCCUCCUCCUCCUUCACCUCCUCCUCCUCCUCCUGCCGCCGCCCGCCCCGGCCCGGCUCCGCUCGCCAUGGGAGAUGUGGUCUCCACGCACCUGGACGAGGGUCGCCGCCAGCACAUCGCGGAGAAGACGAGGAAGGUGCUGGGGGAAUUUUGCCGGUGCUACAAGGAGCAGUAUGGCGUAGCGCUCUUCAACAGUGUCCGCUAUGAGAUCGAAGGCAACGGAGGGCCGCAGGCCCAGCUGCUGCACCGCAAGGUCCCGCUGGAGGACCACGUCAUCUACUCGGGCAACCUCUUCCAGUACAUCGAGGAGAACAAGAAGUGGAGGAACCGCUUCUGCGUGGUCCCGCACAACUAUGGCUUGGUCCUCUACGAGAACAAACUGGCCUAUGAGCGGGACCUGUCACCCCGUGUGCUGGUCAACAGUGCUGGCUACAAGAUUCUCACCUCCGUGGACCAGUACCUGGAGCUGGUGAACAGCAGCCUGCCUGGCGUGACACCCAAAUCGGGCCACUCCCCCAUCCUGAAGUGCCCCACAGAUUUCCCCCUCAUCCUCUGGCACCCCUACGCCCGGCACUAUUACUUCUGCGUGAUGACAGGCAAGGAGCAGGAGAAGUGGCGGGCGGUUUUCCAGGACUGCGUUCGGCACUGCAACAACGGGAUCUCUGAGGACUCCAAAGUGGAGGCUCCAGCCUUCACGGACGCUGUCCGCAUGUACCGCCAGUCGAAGGAGCAGUAUGGCACGUGGGACAUGCUGUGUGGCAACGAAACCCAGGUCCUGAGCAACCUGGUGAUGGAGGAGCUGCUCCCCGAGCUGAGGACCACCAUCGGCCCCCGGCUGAAGGGCAAGGCUCAGGAGCGCCAGCGGACCUGGAUCCAGAUCUCGGACGCUGUCUAUAGGAUGGUCUAUGAGCAGACCAAGGCCCAGUACGAUGCGGUGAUGGCCAAGUGCGAACAGGAACGGCCCCAGAUGGAGAGCACCAUCCGCACGGACAUGGACCAGAUCAUCACUUCCAAGGAGCACUUGGCCAGCAAGAUCCGAGCGUUUGUCCUCCCCAAAGCGGAGAUCUGUGUCCGUAACCAUGUCCAGCCCUACAUCUCCUCCAUCCUGGAGGCCCUGAUGACCCCCACGAGCCAGGGCUUUGCCGAGGUGCGGGAGGUGUUCUUCAAGGAGGUGACGGACAUGAACAUGAACAUCGUCAACGAAGGUGGCCUGGAAAAGCUGGUGGAGUACAUGGAGAAGCUUUCCCACCUGGCCUUCCACCCCGUCAAGAUGCAGUCGUGCUAUGAGAAGAUGGACCAGCUGAAAUUGGAGGGCCUUCAGCAGCGAUUCGAUGUCUCCAGCACGUCUGUCUUCAAGCAGAGGGCCCAGAUCCACAUGAGACAGCAAAUGGACGAUGCCGUGUACACGUUCGAGACGCUGCUCCAUCAGGAGCUGGGGAAGCUGCAAGGCAAAGACGACUUGUGCAAGUCCAUCCAGCGCAUCCUCGAGAGGGUGCUCAAGAAAUACGACUACGACAGCAGCACCGUGCGGAAGAAGUUCUUCAGGGAGGCUCUGCUGCAGAUCACCAUCCCCUUCCUGCUGAAAAAGCUGGCGCCGACCUGCAAGGGGGAAUUAGCCAAGUUUCAGGAGCUGAUCUUUGAGGACUUUGCCAGCUUCAUCCUGGUGGAGAACACUUACGAGGAGGUGGUGCUGCAGUCAGUGAUGAAAGACAUCAUGCAAGCUGUGAAGGAGGCAGCCGUGCAGCGGAAGCACAACCUGUACCGCGACAGCAUGGUCAUGCACAACAGCGAUCCCAACCUGCACCUCCUGGGCGAGGGCAUCCCCAUCGACUGGGGCGAGGAGUACAGCGGGCAGCCCGAGGCCGAGCCGGACGCCGACAAGCGCCGCAGGGCCAAGCAAGUGGUGUCAGUGAUCCAAGACGACGAGGGGGUGCUGCCCUACGAGGUGGGCGCCGAGGUGCUGCUGCAGCCCGGCUCCCCGGAGCCAGAGGAGCCGGACCCUGGGGCGCUGCCGAGCUCCCCGGAUGGGGUGGAGGAGAUCCGGGAGGUGCUGGCGAAGGAGAGCCUGGGGGACGGCGUCGAGGCGGAGGAGCGGCUGACGAACGGUACCGACGCCACGCGAGAGAGCCGUGCCGCUGAGGAGGCGGCGGUGGUGGCAGGGUCCGGCCCAGGGGAGGACCCCCGCCGUGGGCCAGCCAGUGAGGGGGAUGGCGUGCGCCGUGCCACCGCGGCAUCGCCCGUGCCUGGAGCUGAAGUCCCGUCAGGGCCUGGUGUGCAACGUGCUGCGCCGGCAUCACCCAUGCCGGCAUCACCCGCGCCCGGAGCCGAUGUCCCAGCAGGGGCCAGCGUGCAACACGCCGCCCCAGCGUCACCCAAACCCAGAGCCCAUGUCCCAUCGGAGGCCAAGGUGCCCCCUGCCACCCCAGCAUCGCCUGCACCCCGUGACACCCCGGCACUGCCCGCCGGUACGGCUUGCCACCAGCCCAGUGACAAGGAGACAGGCGAGGAGGUGGCCCCCCCGGGCGGCGAGUGCAGCCCCCCGCAGCCCGUGGGCACGACAGAGAGCAGUGAGGGGGUGCAGACUGAGUUCUAGCCCCGGGCUCGCCCCCACCAUGGACUGGCCCCGGUGACGCCGGGGGGGUUGGGGUAGGGGGAAUAGGACCUGCUGUGCUGCUGGGGAUGGAGAGCAGCGCCGCGGGAGAGGGAGGGGAUGGGAAACACCGAGACCUUAUUGCCUAGCCGGGGUGGGGGGG
Tyto alba (common barn owl) is the source of this 2850-nucleotide messenger RNA. RefSeq names its product niban apoptosis regulator 2 (gene NIBAN2). NCBI's taxonomy places the organism in Eukaryota, Metazoa, Chordata, Aves, Strigiformes, Tytonidae. The transcript has 14 exons. The coding region runs from base 165 to 2690 and encodes 841 amino acids. The record is from RefSeq and is a predicted model, not a curated record.